Monodelphis domestica (gray short-tailed opossum) is the source of this 2856-nucleotide messenger RNA. It is a transcript of the gene SRSF10, whose product is annotated as serine and arginine rich splicing factor 10. NCBI's taxonomy places the organism in Eukaryota, Metazoa, Chordata, Mammalia, Didelphimorphia, Didelphidae. The record is from RefSeq and is a predicted model, not a curated record. Gene Ontology annotation, molecular function: RNA binding.
UACGUGUGUGCGUGCGUGCGUGCGUGUGAGAGGAGCCGCAGCAGCCGCGCGCGGACGGUUCGCUCUCGCCCGUUAGCGCCAGUGCCGCCGCCGACGCCGUCGCUGACGCCUCUUACCCCUCCGCGCCUCGCGCCCCGCUUGCCACCGCCAUGUCCCGUUACCUGCGCCCGCCCAACACGUCCCUGUUCGUGAGGAAUGUGGCCGACGACACCAGGUGUGUGUCUGAAGACUUGCGUCGGGAAUUUGGUCGUUAUGGUCCCAUAGUUGAUGUAUAUGUGCCACUUGAUUUCUACACUCGUCGUCCAAGAGGAUUUGCUUACGUUCAAUUUGAAGAUGUUCGUGAUGCUGAAGAUGCUCUGCAUAAUUUGGACCGAAAGUGGAUUUGUGGGCGUCAGAUUGAAAUCCAGUUUGCACAAGGGGACCGCAAAACACCAAAUCAAAUGAAAGCCAAGGAAGGGAGAAAUGUGUACAGCUCUUCUCGCUAUGAUGAUUAUGACAGAUACAGGCGAUCCAGAAGCCGAAGUUAUGAAAGGAGGAGGUCUAGGAGUCGUUCAUUUGAUUACAACUACAGAAGAUCUUAUAGUCCUAGAAACAGUAGACCUACUGGAAGACCACGCCGUAGCAGAAGCCAUUCAGACAAUGAUAGAUUCAAACACCGAAACCGGUCUUUUUCGAGGUCUAAAUCCAAUUCAAGAUCACGAUCCAAGUCCCAGCCCAAGAAAGAAAUGAAGGCUAAGUCACGUUCUAGGUCUGCAUCUCACACCAAAACUAGAGGCACUUCUAAAACAGAUUCCAAAACACAUUAUAAGUCAGGCUCAAGAUACGAAAAGGAAUCAAGGAAAAAAGAACCAGCCAGAUCCAAAUCCCAGUCAAGAUCACAGUCUAGGUCUAGGUCAAAGUCUAGAUCGAGGUCCUGGACUAGUCCAAAGUCCAGUGGCCACUAAUGGCAUAACCAUAAUGUUUUUAGGCAUGUAUCAUUCAUUUACUCAUAGUUCAGUUUACUAAAUUAUCAGGAAUACAAUGUUGCAACAGUGCUUUAAAAAAAAAGACAAAAAAAACCACACACACAUCCCCAAACUUUUACUUUUGUCAGUUUUCCCUGUAGCAAGCAAUGGUUAUUAUAAUUAAAAUGAUAUACUGUUGAGAAGCCACUCUUAAGAGUCCAGUUUGUUAAAUGUCAUGGGCAGCUACCAAUUCAAUUGUGGUGUCUCUGUAUAUUUUUGUAAAGAUUCUCUUUUUUUAUGCUUGAAAUAUUGAUAAAAAGUUGUUAGUUGACCAUAAUUUGCAACAUUGUCCUAUUAGAAAUAAAGUUCAUAUCCAUGAAGAAAAAUGGUAUCAAUUUGAUAGAACAACUGUUUAAGCUAGAAAGUUAGGUUGUUCCUUAAAACUUUGUGAUAACGAAAUGGAAAACUAGCCACAGUAUAACACUGGCUGCUGUGGCAUUUCAGGUUUACGGUGGAUCUUGGUGAGGGGGGGGGUGGAGGGAAAGAUGCAUUCUUCACACUUCUGUGGGCUAUAACAUUCAUUGGUACAUGGAGCGGUGUGGUAUUAAGGUUUUCUUGUUAGCCAGACCAUCUCGGGUAGAUGGUUCACACAGAAGAGAUGGGUGGGGAGUCUUCAGGGAAAUUGAGUGAUUAGUCUUUUUGACUAGAGCAGAGACUACUUUUGUCUGGUUUCUGAAUAUUUUGAGAAAUGAAAACAUCUGUAAUGUUAGCUAAAAUUUGAGGUCAUAAUAGAAAUAUUUUUAGGAAAAAUGCGUGCUGUUUUGUAGCUAUUCUGAAUUUUAGAGAGCUGUUAACCAUAAUAUUGCUUAGUUUUCUUACUACUAUUAGAGGCAAGUAAAUUGUUUCAAAGUAGGUUUUGUUUGUGUGUGUGUAUGUGUGCAUAGUGUAUAAGAAUUCAAUUUUGAUGCCAAUGAUGUUCAGUUGUGUUCAUUUGUAUCAGAGUCUGCCUACCUCUUCCCGAGGGAGACUUUCCUUUCCUUUACACUACAGUUUAUUUAGUGAGGUGAGUUUCACUGAUAAUACCCCUAUGACCGAAUGACAUUUCGGUGCCAUAAAAUGGAAAAUAAUUUGAGGCAAAGAAGGCUUUAGAUUUAAGCAAGAGCUGCAUCUCUGGGUUUUUAGUUGAUUUUUAGUUGAUCUUACAUGCAGUACUUAGCUAAACAAAUGUGAAAAUAGUAGCAGACCAUUAUGUGAUUGCAAGUAUUUCUCUGAAUGACAAGUUGUUUUGUUUUUUUCAAACAGAAGUGGCUUUUGACAAGGUCCAACCUCAUUUCAGUUAUAAGAGCUAGGAUCAGUACACCUUGGAAUGCUUGUUAAAUAUAAGCUUAGAGAUGUUGGGGAAAAGUUUCCUUUUAGAGACCUACUUCAUUCUAUCUUGGUUUUAGCUAUCUAGACCGGGCCUGUAAAGAAACAAAAGAUGGUUUUAAAAUAUUGUUGUGGAACAUACCUAAGGGAUUGAUUCUAGAACCUUUGUAUAUUUGAUAAGUCUUUCUAACGUUUAUUUCUUUACUGUUUGCAGUUAAUGUUCAUGUUCUGCUAUGCAAUCAUUUAUAUGCACGUUUCUUUAAUUUUGUAGACUUUCCUGGAUGUAUAGUUUCAAAACAACAAAAAGUCUAUUUAAAACUGUAGAAGUAGCUGGCAGUUCUAGCAAAGAGGAAAGUUGUGGGGGUUAAACUUUGUAUUUUCUUUCUUAUAGAAGCUUCUAAAAAGGUAUUUUUAUAUGUUCUUUUUAACAAAUAUUGUGUACAACCUUUAAAACAUCAAUGUUUGGAUCAAAACAAAAAGACCCAGCUUAUUUUCUGCUUGCUGUAAAUUAAGCAAACAUGCUAUAAUAAAAACAAAAUGAAGGACA